Messenger RNA from Cyprinodon variegatus (sheepshead minnow), 4134 nucleotides. It is a transcript of the gene sart3, whose product is annotated as squamous cell carcinoma antigen recognized by T-cells 3. The record is from RefSeq and is a predicted model, not a curated record. Bases 12 to 2843 code for a protein of 943 amino acids. Lineage: Eukaryota; Metazoa; Chordata; Actinopteri; Cyprinodontiformes; Cyprinodontidae. The transcript has 19 exons. Gene Ontology annotation, molecular function: protein binding; RNA binding. Gene Ontology annotation, biological process: RNA processing.
GCAUUUCCAACAUGGCAGCGCCAAGCAACGCAGAGCAAACGCAGUUGCAAGAUAUGGAGGAGGAAGAAGCGGAGAUGGAGGAAAGGGAUAUGGAGUCGGACGAAGAGGAGGGCAUGGGGUUAGAAAACUCUGAAGACGAAGAGGACGACUCGUCAGAGGAUGACAAGGAAAAUGAAGCCGAAAUCCAGCGGUUGGAGGAGCAGCUUUCGAUCAAUGCCUUUGACUACAACUGCCAUGUGGACCUCAUCAAACUCCUCAAGCAGGAGGGAGAACUUCUCCGCUUGCGAAAGGCAAGACAGAAGAUGAGUGAACUGUUCCCUCUAACUGAAGAGAUCUGGCUUGACUGGCUCAAGGAUGAGAUUCGCUUGUCAGAGGAGGAUUCAAACCGAGAGAAAGUGUAUGAGCUGUUUGAGAGAGCUGUGAAAGACUACAUCUGUCCAGAAAUUUGGCUGGAAUAUGCCCAGUAUUCAAUUGGGGGCAUGGGGUCACCAGGUGGGAUAGACAAGGUGAGAUCCAUCUUUGAGCGGGCGGUGACCGCGGUCGGGCUUCACAUGACCAAGGGACAGAUGCUGUGGGAAGCAUACAGAGAGUUUGAGAACGCAGUUUUGUCCACAGUGCAGCCUCCCCCUGGCAGGAUUCCCAGCCGUGAGGAGCAGGAGCGGCUCAGCACUCAGCUCGAGCGUAUUCAUACGCUCUUUCGCCGCCAGCUGGCCAUUCCCCUCAUGGACAUGGAGACUACCUAUGCAGAGUAUGAGGAGUGGUCAGAAAAGGGAGUCCCUGAUACGGUCGUCCAUCUGUACAGAAAGGCUUUGCAGCAGAACGAAAAGUGUAAAUCUUAUGAAGAGGCCUUGUUGGUAGCAGAACCUCCCAAAUUGGCCGAAUAUCAAGCUUACAUUGACUUUGAGCUGAAGGAGGGCGACCCAGCACGCGUCCAGAUCCUGUUUGAACGGGCUUUGGCUGAGAACUGCCUGGUACCAGACAUGUGGACUAAAUACACCACAUAUCUCGAUCGUCAGUUGAAGAUCAAAGAUUUGGUCCUGUCCACUCACGAGCGAGCCGUCAGGAACUGUCCCUGGACCAUGAGUCUAUGGAAGAGCUACCUUCAGGCUCUGGAGAGACAUGGGGCAGACCAUCAGAUUGUAUCAGAUGUUUUUGAAAAAGCCCUAAAUGCUGGUUUCAUCCAAGCCACAGAUUAUGUAGAAAUAUGGCAGGCCUUUCUCGACUACCUGAGAAGACGUGUGGACUUCAGUAAAGAAUCCAGUAAAGAGUUGGAAGAGCUACGUGCUGCCUUCGCUCGGUCUCUAGAAUACCUGAAACAAGAUGUUGAAGAACGUUUUGGUGAAAGUGGCGACCCUUCUUGUGUCAUCAUGCAGAUUUGGGCUCGGAUAGAGGCUCAUCACUGCAAGAACAUGCAGAAAGCAAGAGAACUGUGGGAUAAUAUCAUGACUAAAGGGAAUGCCAAAUAUGCCAACAUGUGGCUGGAAUACUAUAACCUUGAGAGAGCUUAUGGGGACAUGGCUCACUGCAGAAAGGCUCUCCACAGAGCGGUUCAGUGCACUUCAGAUUACCCAGAACACGUGUGUGAAGUCCUGCUCACCUUUGAGAGGGUAGAAGGUACUUUGGAGGACUGGGACACAGCAGUGCAAAAGACAGAGACGAGGCUAAACAGGAUAAACGAGCAGAGAGCAAAGGCCGCAGAGAAAGAAACCAACAUGGCACGUCAAGAGGAGGAGAAAAUGGAGCAGCGACGGAAGGCCAAGGCAGAAAAGAAGAACCAGAAGAAAGGCCAGAGGGCGACUCGAGGUGGAGAGAAGAGAAAAGCAGAGCAGGAUGAUUAUCAGGAAGACUGGAAUGAAGAAUCUGCUCCUAAAAGGCAGAAAGGAAACGGUGACAACACAGAAGAGUACAUGGAGACAGAGACUGGAGGAAGGAAUGCUCCUCCUGGUUAUAAGCCUACUCAAGAUGGAGCUAAAAAUGCCCAGCAGGGGGCAGUAGCUGCUGCACAGAGGCAGAAUGAUGACAAACCGGAGCUGCGGGAUGACAGCUGCAGCGUGUUCAUCAGUAACCUGGCGUACACCCUGGAGGACCCAGAGCCCAAGCUAAAGGCGCUGUUUGAGAGCUGCGGCCCCAUCAGGCAGGUUCGGCUGGUCACCAGCAACAGAGGGAACUUCAAAGGUUACGGAUAUGUGCAGUUUGAAUCUGUAGUCUCAGUGGCCGAAGCCCUGAAGAUGGACAGAAAGGAGCUGGAGGGCAGACCUAUGUUUGUGUCACCCUGUGUCGACAAAAACAAAAAUCCAGAGUUUAAGGUGUUUAAGUACAACACAUCGAUGGAGAAACACAAAAUCUUCAUCUCUGGGCUCCCAUUCUCGUGCACUAAAGAGCAACUGGAGGAGAUCUGCAAAAAUCACGGCACCAUCAAGGAUGUUCGUCUGGUCACGUACCGAUCAGGGAAACCUAAGGGUCUGGCAUAUGUCGAGUUUGCAGAUGAAAAGCAGGCUUCUCAGGCAGUGCUGAAACUAGAUGGCAUCGAUGUGGAGGGGAACAAAAUCACUGUUGCCAUUAGCAACCCUCCACGCAGAAACCCGAUGGAUAAGCCUGGUUCCAGCAGGCCCAUGGGAGACAUAAUGCCUCAUCAGGUCUACGGCUCGAGAGGGAGAGGACGCACUCAACUUUCUCUACUCCCUCGCUCUCUGCACCGUCAAACGGCGCCUCCGGGCAAGGUGGAGAACGGGACCACAGCCGAGCGAGAGGCGCCACCAACAGGAAGCGCUGCAGCCAAUGCGGCCGGAGAGUCGAGGUCUUUGUCAAACUCAGACUUUGCAAAGAUGCUUCUCAAUAAGUGAGCGAAAGCAAAGGGGAACUGUGAACUCCUUUACACUGAAAGCCAUCCUGUGUCCUUACAAAUUAAGUGUUGGUGAUUUCUGCUGUGAUCAGUUACCUGAUGGUCCCUUUAAUCGCACUCACAACCUUCAUCUGUUCUGCAAGAUUGCCUUAUCCAUAAAGACGUGUAUCAUAUUUGUGUGUAAAUAUGUGAAGUUUUCUGCUUUUUUCUGUGUACUAUUUAAGGGAUCUGAUUUGAGAGUAUUUUUUAAAUAUUCAAAACAACCGAACUUGUGAGUGUUGAUUUUAAAAGGGGGAAAAAAAGGCAUAUGCAAAGUCUCUGACAAAGUGUGAAAUAGUUUGUGUACAGUGUGGAUGUGCUUUGAUGGGGUUUUAUUUUUUCUUGUGUAGACAUUUUUUGUUAUUGUAUACUUUUUUUUUAAGUCAUUACUAGGUUAUUAUGGAGCACACCUGAAUCAAGUUGACACAGAUUAACAUUUUUUAUCCACUGUGUUGUACAGUGGAAAAGCCAUCACUCUCCUGAAGCUGGAUUCUUCUUGUUCUUAAGAUGCGGUUCCACCCUUUGUUGGUUUUAUUUCAUCAGAUCUGCUAAGGAUCAGAAUGUACACUUUCCCCAGUUAAGUUUCAGCCUCAGUCUGAUGGUUCUUUACAGCCCAAAAUAGGUUUAAUGGGAGAUGAACUGGAUUUGCUUAAUGCUGUGAAGCCUAAAAAUGGUUGGACUCUAAAGAAGUCUGCUCUAUUGGGGAGAAUUAAACUGAUUGGCUUAUUUUCUUUUUUUAGUUCAGCUGUGUGGAUCACCAAGAACUUAGAGGAACCUCUUGUUAGUUGUAAUUAGAUGUCAAGCAAAUUUAUUCUCAAGUGUCAAAUUUCUUAAGUUUUCUUUGAAAUGGGUAAAAAAGUUACCUAGCUCAGUUGUGAUUUGUUUGCAUUUAAACUUUAAAAGGAAUGUGCAACUGUAAAGAUGAAGCUGAUUUUAGUGUUUUAAUCCUUAAAGUUGGUUUCAUCCUCAAUAGUUGUGUUUAACAAUCUUUUCUGUCAUCUGACAUGUAGGACGGUGGAGAAUCUAUGCAGUUUUUCCAUGUUGGGGUAAAAAGGUUGGGUUCUUGUACAUACUGUUCAGUAACACAUUUCAGAAAGAUUUCCUAAGUUUGUAAAAACAAAGACAGAUUUACAUUUUCAGAUGGUAUGUAUUGCUCUCACCACAGUGCCCUGUCUAAAGUGAACUAAAAGUGUAAAUACGAGUCUGAGGUCAUCUUCUGUUUUAUUGUCCAGUAUUAAAUGGUUGUAUUGUGA